AUGGCGUCGACGCGCCCCCUCCGAGUCGGCUUCGUGCCCGAGCACUUUUCAACUCCGAUUCACUUCGCCAAGAAGCACUACGGCCUGGAUGCCGAGUUGAUUCCUUUCCCUUCGGGGACCGGCCACAUGAUUACCGCCCUACGCAGCUCAGAAAUCGAUGUCGGCAUCGGCCUCACAGAAGGGUGGAUCGCUGGCCUGGGCAAAUCUCAAGAGGCCGGGGACAAAGACGGCGGCUAUCGCCUGGUUGGCACUUAUGUCGAGACUCCGCUGUGCUGGGCCAUCUCGACGGGCGCCAAGCGGCCCGAGAUCAAGACGGUCGACUCCCUCCUGAGCUCCAAGAUUGGCGUCUCCCGCAUCGGCUCCGGCAGCUACGUAAUGGGCUACGUGCUGGCCGACGAGCGCGGCUGGAUACUGCCAACCGCGGGGGUCGGCGGCAGCAAUCAGCAGGCGUCCCCUUUCUCCGAGACAGUGGUCCUCAACACCUUUGAGAACCUCCGCAGGGCCGUCAACUCGGGCGAGGCCGACUUCUUCAUGUGGGAGUACUUUACGUCGAAGCGCUACUACGACAACGGCGAGAUCCGCAAGGUCGGCGAGAUCUACACACCCUGGAGCAGCUGGAAGAUUGUCGCGUCGACCGGAUUAGUGCAGCAGGGCGACGGCGACGGCGACAAGAAGCUGGAUCUUCGGGUCGACGACCUGCUGGACAAGCUCAACCAGGGCAUCAAGCAUUUCAACGAGAACCAGGAGGAGGCGGUGCAGUACAUCAGCACCAAGCUGGACUACUCUGAGGAGGACGCGCGCGAGUGGCUGAAGACGGUCCGGUUCCCCCAGAGGACGCAGGGCGUCGACUUCAAGGUCGUCGUCAGCACUGUCGAGACCUUGUGCAAGGCCAGCGUUCUCAAAGUGGGCAAAGGGGUGGAUGCAUACGCCAUGAUUGCACGGAAGCGGUGA
Messenger RNA from Parathielavia appendiculata, 951 nucleotides. RefSeq lists its product as uncharacterized. The transcript has 2 exons. The record is from RefSeq and is a predicted model, not a curated record. Lineage: Eukaryota; Fungi; Ascomycota; Sordariomycetes; Sordariales; Chaetomiaceae. Bases 1 to 951 code for a protein of 316 amino acids.